CUUUGUCUCACUCCUCCAGGGAUUGGUCCCUGUUACCCUGGCCAAAUUUCUACAAUUACUAGUAUUCAUUUUUUUACAGCUUCGUCGUAACACUUUCCAACAACAUAUUAGCGAACCACCGCAAUGCCGUCAGCCAUCCCACCGUCCCUUGCGUCUUACAUUCAGGCUAGCCUCGACUCUCAAUCACAGACGCUUAUUACAUCCGUUCUGAGCACGCCGUCGACAUGGCUCGCACUCCGAGUCGUGUAUGCUGCUAUUCAUGGUGUCGAGGACAUAUCUCGUGGUCAUUCCCUCGGCCUCGGCUCGUCACACAAUGCCGUCGAGUCAAGACCAGUCAUUUUCGUGAGCCUACUUCGACCACUGAGUUUAUGGAGUGAGAUGGGUAGGAAGAUGGGCCUGGAUGUUCAAUCUCUACUCAGAAGCAAGAAGAUAAUGUAUAUCGACUGUCUUAGUCUUCCUUCUGGCCAUCCUUCAUCACCAGCAGAUGCCUUGGUCCCACCAACGAUAAAGUUGAAGUCCCUUGCGUUGAGCGCCGUCCGAGAUGCUGUCGACACUGCUUUGAAGUCGAUGGCUUCGUCUUCCGCUACAGCUAACGCUACCGCUACAGCUACGUCUUCUCAGUCACCAUCAAUAAUGACAGCAUCCUCAUCUGCGAUACCGACUCCUCGGAUGCCUCCGCCUCCAGCUUCACGGCCACCAGCAGCUUCUCCCUCCACACCUGUUCCCAGCACAAAACCGGUCAUCCUGCUCGAUGGAAUCGACUUCGUGCUGUCUUCUCAGCCGUCAUGCUCGACACUGACUCUAGACUCAUUCCUUUCCUCGCUACGGGCGCAAUGCCAUGCACUGGUGGUCACGGGCAACGCUGACGCGCCUUUGCUCCAUACUGCUGGAUCAGAUAUCUCUCCAGGCACACCUCUGGAACGGAAUCACGCUCACUUUCUGACGAGCAUGGCGCAUCGAUGUCAAUGGGUGUGGCAACUGCGAGGGCUGGAUACCGGGAGUGCAAAGGACGUCACAGGUGUGCUAAGAAUGAGUCGAGGUGGAGACCUCGGCUCUGAAGAGGACGAGAUUGGUCCUGAGAGAUUGCCAGAUGCAGAAUGGCUCUACCAAGUCAAGGGCGAUAGCUCUGUAAGAGUAUGGAGUCGUGGUGAAUGAGCCAGUAUGGUGGUGGUUGAUGGCCGCGCCACCGCUGUCGCACAGGACUAGGCCCUAUCCGGGGAUUAACGUGGUCUGGUGCAAUUCUGCAACGAUGCAGCGAUCAUUUCAUAUAUCUUACUCACCACCUGCGAGAUAGUUGGGUUUUCAUGGAAGAUGAAGUCGGCCAUGAUUGUUCACAGUGAACAAUACAUGAGGCAUUUGGAGAUGCCGGAAGUACUUCCGCCCACUGUUGUUUUUUUCGCUGCCGAGCUAGAUGAUGCCAUCCGUGCUUAUUCAACGUUGGUCCGGGCCUGCUUGACGAGGUAAACC
Molecule: messenger RNA, 1467 nt
Organism: Exophiala xenobiotica
Lineage: Eukaryota; Fungi; Ascomycota; Eurotiomycetes; Chaetothyriales; Herpotrichiellaceae
Exons: 2
Coding region: 124-1155 (343 amino acids)
Biological process (GO): tRNA wobble uridine modification
Cellular component (GO): elongator holoenzyme complex
Source: RefSeq, a predicted model, not a curated record